AGGAGGAGGAGGAGAUCGUCCGAAUCGCCAAGAAGAUGGAUAAGAUGGUGUCCAAGAAGAGCACGCUCCUUCCAAGUGAGGUGUCUAACGUUCAAGGGAUCCAGUAAAAACAUCGGAACAACAAAUACAAGAAAAUCGUUAGAUUGCUUUUCUUUUAUUUGCUCAUCAUUUUUUUAAGAAACAAAAUCACAGGAUUUUGGAAACAUUUGAAAAAUUGCAACAUCAAGAAUUGAUCUUAAAUGGCUGCUGUUCAUUAGUUAAUUUUCUUUAUCUCGGAGAACAUUACAGAGAGGGAUUGUUAUACUGUAUAAUAUAAUGGGUUGCAACUCAAGGGCAUAAGACCAUUGGAGCCUUGGACUUGCUGAGGGAGCUAAAGAACAUUCCUAUGAGUUUGGAAUUAUUGCAGUCUACCCGAAUUGGAAUGUCUGUAAAUGCCAUCAGGAAGCAAAGUAAAGAAGAGGACGUCAUAUCUUUAGCAAAGUCCCUCAUUAAAUCCUGGAAGAAGCUCUUAGAUGGUCCAGCAGCUGAGAAAUCCUCAGAAGAGAGAAAAAGAGAUUCAGUUUCCUUGACACAAAACAGUCCAGAAGCAAAAGAAGAAAGUUCAGGCAGCAAUUCCACUUACGCCUAUGAAACCUCGUGUACUUCAUCUCCUUUUCAACUAAAAAGUUAUCCUCAGGCUCCUUUCACCACCGAUUCUGUGCGGAUCAAAUGCAGAGAACUGCUAUCUGCUGCCCUAAAAACAGAUGGAGACUACAAUGCCAUUGGCUCAGACUGCGAUGAGCUUGGAGCUCAGAUUGAGGAAAGUGUAUACCAAGAAAUGAAAAACACAGAUAUGAAGUACAAAAACCGAGUGAGAAGUAGGAUUGCAAACCUUAAGGACUCAAAGAAUCCAAAUCUGAGAAAGAAUGUGCUGUGUGGCAACAUUGCACCAGAGAGAUUGGCAAAAAUGAGUGCAGAGGAAAUGGCCAGUGAUGAACUUAAAGAAAUGCGAAAAGCCUUGACAAAAGCAGCCAUCCGAGAACAUCAAAUGGCUAAAACGGGGGGUACAUCAACUGACCUGUUUAAAUGUGGCAAAUGUAAGAAGCACAACUGCAGCUACACACAGGUUCAGACCCGUAGUGCUGAUGAACCAAUGACCACGUUUGUUUUAUGCAAUGAAUGUGGAAAUCGAUGGAAGUUUUGUUAAGAUGACCCCAAAGAACUCCACAAGAGAAUUUGCUGGACCAGGAGAGUACUUGAUGAACUCUUAAUUUCUAACUAGUUGUGUAAAUGACAAAGUCAAAACUUCAACAAGGAUAUUUGUAGAGCAAUACAUCCCUGUGGCAGAUUGUUUCUUUUGUACAAAUAUAGUUUACUUAAAAACAUUCUUCUGUGUGUUUUCUCCAAAUUAGUUCAUGGGAACAAAACACCUUCUGUUCACCGAGCAGCAUCUGUAUGUAUUGAAUGAAUUUCUUUUUAUAUGUAGUUUGACAUUAAAGUUUUAAAAACUU
Messenger RNA from Callorhinchus milii (elephant shark), 1490 nucleotides. RefSeq names its product transcription elongation factor A (SII), 1 (gene tcea1). The transcript has 11 exons. Lineage: Eukaryota; Metazoa; Chordata; Chondrichthyes; Chimaeriformes; Callorhinchidae. The record is from RefSeq and is a predicted model, not a curated record. The coding region runs from base 386 to 1186 and encodes 266 amino acids. Gene Ontology annotation, cellular component: nucleus. Gene Ontology annotation, biological process: DNA-templated transcription; transcription elongation by RNA polymerase II. Gene Ontology annotation, molecular function: nucleic acid binding; zinc ion binding.